CCAAAACCAGCCACUAGCCAGAGCUGUCGGUCGCGUUUUCUGGUGAUCCGUCGUGGUACAAGUUUAAUGUCGAAUCCUAUCGUGAAAUAGUGUCACUUCCGGUACCAGGUGUAUCACAGAGUAGUGCAGACGAUUAUCGUCAGUCAUUUUCGAUAGGUAUUAAUCGAAUACGUGUCCCUAAAGUGUAAUAAAUUGUGUCGGAAAAGUGGGCCCUUUGUUUGGUCGCGACCAUUGAAAACCAGCCAAGUUCUUCGUGGUCGUCGUCGUCGCCGUUGUCGUUUUAUUGCAGGGAAGGGGCGAAAAAUAAUAAGAAGCAAAAGUCGCUCACCACAUCACCUUAAUUUUUUUUUGUGUGUGCCGUGUGUUUGAUUGCCUAUGCUGCUCCUGUGGUGCGAAGAGUGUGUACCCGAGCAGCGCAUAAAUGUUGCUCUCACGAGAUCCCGUUUUAUGCUGCAGUGUUGGUGCGAUCGCGGGUCCACUCCAUGAAUGAGCGUGUGAGUAAGCAGAGUACAUCAGCAUAGUUUCGUACCCCCGACGGAAGUGUUGCCAUGGUUCGAGAAUAUGUAUAGAGAUAUGAGUGAACAGAGCGGAAAGGCCGAGGAUAUUUUUUGCGGUGAAUAGUUCCAAAAGAAUAGUUAGUGCCGGUGAAAAGGAUUUCAAUUUAAGUGGAUAUUUUUUAACAGUUGUACACAUUUCGAGUUUUGAUAAGGCUUUGGUCCCGCAGUGAAGCAGAGUGCAAAAACAAAAACAACAGCAAAAAAAAGUGAGUGAGAUUCCCGUUAGGUCCACCGCCGUGUGUGCCAUCGGAGAAGCGACGACCACCGUCGUCCGUUCCGUGUACAACAGUGCAGUGCCAUCCAGUGUUCCGAGAGCCGAUUAUGCCCUUUGGCUGCCAUUCUGCGAGAUGUUGUGAGUGGUCUCGAGGAACCGAUUUACCAACACCAACACGGGCGUUCCGUGCCAGCGAAACCAACACCAACCAGUCAGUGCUUGGUUCGGGCAACCGGAGAGUGAAUGAGUGAACAGCAUCAUUGUCGGUAGCAGCGGAGAGCAUAAAGUGAUGGAUUAACACAUAAAAGGUGCUAAAAAUUCUUGGAAAACGCAAAGCGGGUUUUCCACCAAAGGGCACGACGGUGAAAGAGAAAAUGGUCCCAGUGACGAACGGUCGUCGACUUCUUCGUGUCACCAGCAGCGUCAAGAACCGAAGAAAUUAGCGUUGUUUAGCCAACCGUGACACAAAGAGCAAGACAGAUUGUUGAAGGUGUGAAAGGAUAUUAUAUUUCCCUCGAGGGGCAUAAACGGGAUUCAUCUAGCGAGCUGGUAUCAACUCGCGGUCGGUUCGAUUCGGUAUCCGGGACAAAGGUGCCCCGGCGGAAGGCCAAUUUGGCAAGUUUAUGUGUGUGAAAGUGACACUCACAAACCGUCGGUCGGUCGUCGUCAUCGUCGGUUAUAUUCUGAUUCAACGAUGAGAGUGGUCCCCGCUCUGUGGAUUGAACAGUGAAUGAAAAAGCACAAGUAGAAGAAGAGAAAAUGAUAGUACUACUAGCGCUACCUAUACUAAUAUAUGGUGAUGAGAAGUAACCUCAAAAGAAAGUUGAUUUUUGUUGUUAUUGCCGUUGUUGUUGUGCGGUGUUGUGUCCAACUCGACUGCUCGCUUCGCGACUUUGGUUUCACGGUAUAGGAUUACUUUUCUGACAGCGAUACAGAAGGCCGUUUUUCAUCGAGGAACACCACCCCAAAAUUGGAGCCAGAGCUAGAACGUAGCGUUCGAAAUUAUGUAAUCCUUCGGCAUGGAUUUCGCGAUGCCGUGAUUGAUGAGCGAACGCAAUUCGCCAUUCAGUUGGCGCUCUCUAAUAGAUGCAAGCCGCCAACAUUUUAGAACCAGUACCACUAGCAGUAGCAACGAUGGAGAUUCAACGAUCGGAACAGAUAAUUUGCAAUCACCGAAACAGUUUGCGCCAAGGACAGCAGCAGCAACAUUACUACAACCUACAACAAAAACAACAGCAGAAGCCCCAGUCGGGCAAACGACAGCACUGUAAUAUCCCGAACCGGAUUAGCACCGAGUGGGAAUGAUAUGCAUCCGCAAGCGGCGGGGGCAGAACUAGAACAGCACAAGUGGAAAGAAUCUACGCGAGCAGCCAGAUAGCAAUGAUUCGACCACUGCAACUAAAGUCAGUAUUUGGUAGGAUGGAGAGCAGCACUAGAAGUAGAGGUAGUUGUAAUAGCAAUCGUAGCAGAAGACGACGAAGGUUUCGGGCACCGGCAGCCAGCUGUUUCCACUGGAGCGUUUGGAGCAGUGUGGCGUUACUUUUGAUCACGCUCCCGUCGCUCAAUUUCGCCACAGCUCCGAAAUACGAAACGGCGUACGCAUGCGAGGGCAAAACGCUAAUGAUCGAGUGCGAAAAUGGGGAUUUGAUCAGUUUGAUCCGUGCCAACUACGGGCGGUUUUCUAUCACAAUUUGCAACGAUCACGGGAACGUGGAUUGGAGCGUGAAUUGCAUGUCUCCGAAGAGUUUACGGGUUCUGCACUCAAAGUGUGCCCAGAAGCAGAAUUGUUCGGUGCUUGCUUCGACCAAUAUGUUUGGUGAUCCUUGCCCCGGCACGCACAAGUAUCUGGAAGCGCAUUAUCAGUGUGUCUCGGCGGCUCAGUCAUCUACGACCACCAAUCGGCCAAGUCCACCAUGGUUGAAGACGUCACAGCCAAUCGUGUGGAGUACAUCGACCGUACGGAAUCCGGUGCUCAGUAAACUGAAUUUCUCCGAUCCGCUAGCAGGCUUUGGGGCAACCUCGGUGGCAACGACCAGCUCGGUGACGACAGUGAAGGUGAAACCAACGACGCCGUAUAAGCAGCAGACGCUGAUAGUUAACCAGCAAUCUCCACCAUCGUUUCGCAACAAAGGAUUUGACAACAAAAGUGUGAACGAUGAUCUGGCGAUCAUCAAGCAGAUUAGCGAUGCAGCCGGGGGCGGCGGCGGUGGUAGUGGAAGCAAAAAGCAGCCGAAAACUGCCGCUGAUAAAAGUGAUGGUGCUCCAGAAGACGAUGAAGAUUUUGGUGAGGAUGAGGACUAUUUUCCGACGCAAACGGCAGUAUUAUCCAACGCUAAUAGAGAUAGAGAUAGUGGCGACGGUAGCAAGAGCUACGGCGAAAGCAAUGUUUCAAUAGGUGGAAGCACUAGCAGUAAGAAGAAUGAUAAUCACGACUCACCCAGCAGCAGCAGCAGCAGUAGUGGUAGUAGUAAUAGUGGUAGCAAUAGUAAUAGUAAUAGCAUAAGUGGUACCAUCGAUAGCAACAAUGCUGUGAACAAUGUGCUUGAUGUGAGUCAUGCGUGUGGUCCAACGACGGCACGCAACUUGUUUUGGAAUGUGACACGUGUUGGCGAGGCCAACGUUCAGCCCUGUCCCGGUGGGGCCACUGGUAUCGCCAAGUGGCGAUGCGUAGCAAUAGGAUCACUGACGCCUGAGCAGCGUUUGCAUUUGCAGCACGAGCAGCAACAGCAACAAUCAUUUCUAGAUGAUAAUAACAAAAGUGAUAUUAGUUUUAAUAGCAAUCUUAGCGGUAGGAAUGGUGCAGGUGGUGCUGUGGCCACAUGGUACUCAUAUCAGCCGGAUCUGACACAAUGUCGAUCGCUGUGGCUCAACAACCUAGAGAUUCGAGUCAACCAGCAGGAUUCGUCGCUGAUAUCGAUUGCGAACGAUUUAUCGCAGGUGACGAGUAGUAAAACGUUGUACGGCGGAGAUAUGCUAGUUGCAACUAAGAUCAUUCAAACGAUGUCUCAGAAGAUGCAUUUCGACAUCGAAACAAUCCCCGAUCAGCGACAGCGGGAAGCGCUAGUGUACGAGUUGUUGAAUAGUGUGGUAAAGACAGGAAGCAAUCUGUUGGAUCAAUCACAACACGCCAGCUGGCUGGAUUUAAGUGUGGAAGAUCAAAUGCGUGUGGCAACGUCACUGCUAACGGGCCUAGAGGACAAUGCCUUCCUAUUGGCCGACACCAUUUUGCGGGAGCGGCACGUAGUUCAGAAAGUAAAAAACAUCCUUCUUUCGAUACGGGUCCUUGAGACGCGCAACUUUGUCAAGAACGAAGUUUUCCCCGAUUCUAGCCAAGAACGGUGGCAGGUCAGUGACGAUCUGAUCGAGUUGCCCAAAGCUGCACUGAUUGAGAAUAGCGAAGGCGGCUUAGUGCGGAUAGUGUUUGUAGCCUUCGAUCGGUUGGAGCAGAUACUGAGGCCACAAUUUAGCAACAUUCAGCAGCCGCGAGUGGACCAAAACAAGUUGGAACAGGAUGACUCUACUGCUGCUGCUGGUUCCGGGAAGAAUGAUGUUUCUCCGACGCCUCGGCAACGACUGCUCAACAGUAAAGUGAUUUCUGCCAGCCUGGGCAAGGGACGCCAUAUUCAACUUUCCCAACCUAUACGCAUGAUUUUGAAACAUUUGCGGACAAAGAAUGUCUCCAAUCCAGCGUGUGUUUUCUGGAACUAUAUCGACCACGCGUGGUCAGAGGACGGCUGCUACGUUGAGUACACCAACACCACCCACACGGUGUGUAUGUGCAACCACUUGACUAACUUCGCUCUGCUGAUAGAUGCCAUAGACGAAACGCAACUUUCGCUGCUGUCCAUCAUCGACGACGAUAUCAAAAUAUUAAUCUACAUCAGCAUAGCAAUCUGCGUCGUUAUAGUCGUGAUAGCACUGUUUGCGCUGAAAUUGUUUAACGGAGUGUUUUCCAAAGUCCGCAACGGUCGGAGACACCACCAACCGGCCAAUAACAAUGCGGCCGAUUUGCAUUUGCCCAAUCAUCUGCAGCACCACGGUCUUAUCGGCUCGAACCAGCAUCACCAUCUGGGGGCUGGUGGCGCUACCGAUCAUCUGGAUGUGAACAUCCACCAGCAUCAGCAGCAGCAGCAGCAGUACAACAGUGCAGCCGGACUGAUGGCUGCUGAUGGUGGUCACCUGAUGCGUCCGGGGCACCACAAUCAUCACAACAAUAACAAUUUGGUUACGACUACGUUCAACAAUCUGGCACCAGCCGGGGGUCCUGGUGGACCACUCGGUGUAGGCUACGAAACUGCCACCCACCAUCGGUUGGCCGUACAGGAGCGGCUCAAUAACAAUCAAAUCAGCAGCCGCAGCAAGCUACUGCUACUACCUUACAAACCACAUCAUCAACAUCUAUAAUCGCGACCACCACCGGUAGUGGCGUUGGGCACGGGAUCGGUGGUGGUGGCGGUGCCAGUAUAGGUGGUAGCAGCA
This is a messenger RNA of Topomyia yanbarensis, 5250 nucleotides long. It is a transcript of the gene Cirl, whose product is annotated as latrophilin Cirl. Gene Ontology annotation, molecular function: G protein-coupled receptor activity; carbohydrate binding. NCBI's taxonomy places the organism in Eukaryota, Metazoa, Arthropoda, Insecta, Diptera, Culicidae. The record is from RefSeq and is a predicted model, not a curated record. The coding region runs from base 2152 to 5175 and encodes 1007 amino acids. Gene Ontology annotation, cellular component: membrane. The transcript is spliced from 4 exons.